AUGGCUCCACCAACUAAGGGUAUCAUUUCCCCCCUAUUUUGCCAUAUUAGCUAUUUAUUACCUCCAUAUCUGCGUGCUUGUGUUUUGUAUGACUUGUUGCCAAUAUGGCACUCGUAAAAAUAGCAUGCAUGCUAUUUUUUUGUCAUUUUAAUGUGUCAGACAUCUUUCCAAUUUUCACUCAUUUUGAAAUUUUACUGAGACCAUGUUUUCUAGGUUGGACCUGUAGUUCAAAUAAAAUCAGAUUUUAUCAAGCCUUAUAUACCAGUUAGAGUAAUGGAGAUAAAUAAUAAAUACUAUGUAUGAUUAGUGCUGUCUAUUAAAAGCACGUAUUUUCUUAAGCUAGAAUAUUAUAAAGUGGAUAAGUAACAUUUGCAUGAGCAUGUCUAAUGAGACGAUAAAUAUCUCAGCACCAUGGUGUUCAUCUCUGUGGGCUCAACAACUGUGUACGAAUUAUAGGUUUCGAAUUGGUGUUCAGCGUCGAAUGAUAAAACAUUAGGUUUUACCCACAGCUUUAUUAGGUUUAUAUGUUUUAGCCAGCAGUAAAUGAUCUUAUUCUAGACCUACAGCUUUUACCCAAACAACCUAAUUCUUCUCGCAGCCGCUGUGAGGAAGGGCGACCCCAAAGCCCAGGCCCUGAAGGCUGCCAAAGCCGUGAAAUCGGGCACCUCCGCUCUGAAGAAGACCAAGAAGAUCAGGACGUCGGUCACCUUCCACAGGCCCAAGACACUGAAGAAGGACCGGAGCCCCAAGUACCCUCGGAUCAGCGCCCCUCCGAGGAACAAGCUCGACCACUUCCAGAUCCUCAAGUACCCCCUCACCACCGAGUCCGCCAUGAAGAAGAUCGAGGACAACAACACCCUCGUCUUCAUCGUCGACAUCCGCGCCGACAAGAAGAAGAUCAAGAGCGCCGUCAAGAAGAUGUACGACAUCCAGGCCAAGAAAGUCAACACCUUGAUCAGGUGAGUCCGCCCGCCCGCCAACACUCCUUUCCUCCGAGAUCUUCAGAGCCUCCCACCCAGUCAACGAGUUGCUCAUCCUUGAUCGAUCCCCUUCCAGGCCGGACGGGACAAAGAAGGCCUACGUGAGGUUGACCCCCGACUACGAUGCCUUGGACGUGGCGAACAAGAUCGGUAUCAUCUAA
Molecule: messenger RNA, 1141 nt
Organism: Spirodela intermedia
Lineage: Eukaryota; Viridiplantae; Streptophyta; Magnoliopsida; Alismatales; Araceae
Source: the annotation of a GenBank genome assembly